Caretta caretta (loggerhead turtle) is the source of this 3261-nucleotide messenger RNA. The record is from RefSeq and is a predicted model, not a curated record. Lineage: Eukaryota; Metazoa; Chordata; Testudines; Cheloniidae.
GACACCGGCAGAGCUGGGGAGUGGAGGUUUGGAGGGUCUGUCCCAGGAUUUGGGGGGUCCUGGAGGGUCUCCCAUUUACCCUUUCUCCUCCAGGGCCCUAUUAGUAGGAGUUCGGCCCUGGUGGGUCUCUGAGUCACCCCCCAUAUCUCCCCCCACAAAGCCAGGGCUUAAUCGGGGCUCGGGCGUGAUUAGUCUUUGGCAAAGCUGCUUGACUCCGUGGCUAAGCCCAUCUUUGCAGCCCUUGGGCUGUGCUGGGCACAGCGCUGCCGGGGGAUAAGCCCGGCUCAGCUGAGCUUUCCAGUUUUAGGGGCGAUUAAGGAAGGAGCCAGUGUUAACUAGGGCAAAGACAGAUCCUGCUGCCCCUCCCCACACGGCCCAGGGCACCCCCCGGCUCCCUAGGGUAUAAAAGACCCCUCUCUUGGCCCCUCCACCACUCGUUGCCGCCCGCCAUGGCCCCCCCGCCCGUCUGAGCGCCCUGGGGCCCACUGGUGCCACGGUGACACAGGGCUGGGCUGUGCGCGGCACAGGGACGCUACCUCUCUGUCUGCAGCCGCUGCGUUCCCUCCUUCCUGCCGGUGCCCCGGCUGCUGGCUGGUUGUGUGUCUGUCCAUCCAUCCAUCCCGAGACCCCAUCUAUCUAUCUAUCUAUCUAUCUAUCUAUCUAUCUAUCUAUCUAUCUAUCUAUCUAUCCCCAUACACCCCAUCUAUCUAUCUAUCUAUCUAUCUAUCUAUCUAUCUAUCCCCAUACACCCCAUCUAUCUAUCUAUCCCCAUACACCCCCUCUAUCUAUCUAUCUAUCUAUCUAUCUACCUAUCCCCCCACACCUUCUCUGUCUCUCUAUCCAUCCCCUCUACCUAUCUGUCUAUCUAGCCCCACACCCCUCUCUAUCUAUCCAUCCCCCCACACCCCAUCUAUCUAUCUAUCCAUCCCCAUCCACUGUCUCUCCUUCCAUACACACCCUCCAUCCAUCCUGUAGCCUCUCCAUCCACCCACUACCCCUGCAUCCAUCCCCACAAACACGCCUCCCCACACGGCUCCCUGCCCGCCUCGGCCGCUCCUUCCUGCCAGCCAUGCACAAGACCCGCGACUUGCGGGACGACCUCCCGGAGGACUUUUUCAUCCCGGUGCCUCUGGACACGAAGAAUCUGACGGCGCUGAGCCCGUUUCUGGUGCCGCAGACACACCUGGGCAGCCCAGUCAUCUUCAUGGGCAUGUCGGCCUUCAUGUUCCUGCUCAUCACGCUGGGCAUGCCCAUCAACGUCCUCACCAUCUUCUGCACGGCCAAGUACAAGAAGCUGCGCUCCCACCUCAACUACAUCCUGGUCAACCUGGCCAUGGCCAACCUGCUGGUGAUCUCCGUGGGCACCACCACGGCCUUCUAUAGCUUCUCCCAGAUGUACUUCGCCCUGGGCCCCACGGCCUGCAAGAUUGAGGGGUUUGCUGCCACGCUGGGGGGCAUGGUGAGUCUCUGGUCUCUGGCCGUCGUGGCCUUCGAGCGAUUCCUGGUGAUCUGCAAACCCCUGGGGAACUUCACGUUCCGCGGCACCCACGCCAUCAUCGGCUGCCUCCUCACCUGGAUCUUCGGCCUUGUGGCUUCUGCACCCCCCCUUUUCGGAUGGAGCCGGUACAUCCCCGAGGGGCUCCAGUGCUCAUGUGGCCCCGACUGGUACACGACCAACAACAAGUGGAACAACGAGACCUACGUGAUCUUCCUCUUCUGCUUCUGCUUCGGGGUCCCCCUCAGCAUCAUUGUCUUCUCCUAUGGCCGCCUGCUUCUGACGCUGCGCGCUGUGGCCAAGCAGCAGGAGCAGUCAGCCACGACCCAGAAGGCCGAGCGGGAGGUGACCAAGAUGGUGGUGGUGAUGGUGGCCGGGUUCCUGGUGUGCUGGCUGCCCUACGCCUCCUUCGCGCUGUGGGUCGUGACGCACCGUGGGGAGCCCUUCGACGUGCACCUGGCCUCCAUCCCCGCCGUCUUCUCCAAGUCCUCCACCGUCUACAACCCCAUCAUCUACGUCUUCAUGAACAAGCAGUUCCGCUCCUGCAUGCUGAAGCUGGUGUUCUGUGGCCGCAGCCCCUUUGGGGAGGACGACGACGUCUCGGGGUCCUCGCAGGCCACCCAGGUCUCCUCCGUCUCCUCCAGCCAGGUGUCCCCAGCGUAGCCCAGCAGGCCCUGCUCGGUGGGGCCCGAGAUAUCCCAGCAUGCCCUGCUGUGGGGGGGCGAGAUAUCCCAGGGUGCCCUGUUGUGGGGGCCCCCCCCGAGCUAUCCCAGCAUGCCCUGCUCAGGGUCCCCCCCCAAGAUAACCCAGCAUGCCCUGCUGUGGGGGGGCCCCGAGAUAUCCCAGCGUGCCCUGCUCGCGGUCCCCCCCCCGAGCUAUCCCAGCAUGCCCUGCUCCGGGGGGGGCCCAGGACACCCCAGCAUGCCCUGCUGUGGGGGGGCGAGAUAUCCCAGCGUGCCCUGCUGUGGGGGGACCCCGAGAUAUCCCAGCGUGCCCUGCUGUGGGGGGACCCCCCCGAGCUAUCCCAGCAUGCCCUGCUCAGGGUCCCCCCCCAAGAUAACCCAGCAUGCCCUGCUGUGGGGGGGCCCCAAGCUAUCCCAGGGUGCCCUGCUCGGGGUCCCCCCCGAGCUAUCCCAGCAUGCCCUGCUCCGGGGGGGGCCCCAGGACACUCCAGCAUACCCUGCUCCGCCACAGAGACAGUCCAGCUCAGUAUCCCAGCAUGCUCUGGGGGACCCAGGCGUGCUGGGGGCUGCUCCCCUUGCUGGGCUCGGCCGGUGUGGGAGCUAUAAGUCAGGGGAGAUGGGGGGGGUCUGAGCGCCUUGCAGCCCCCCCCAGCGCCCCCAACCGGGUCGAACCCAGGUCCCUUCCCCCCAGCCCCCAACAGGCAGAGCAGCGAGGGGUGAGUGACAGGAGACAGAGCCCCCCCACGGUCCCUCCUGGCCCCCCAGCGACGGACCUGGCAGGGGGCCCACCCGCAACUUGUAUAUUGUAAAUAUGAGCCUGGUUAUUACCCCACCCCCUGCUCUAAUUACCCCCCAUGGCUGUAAUUAAUUACCCCCUGCUCUAAUUACAGCCCCCAGGGCUGUAAUUACAACCCCCCACGUCACUUGGGUAAAUAAAAUGCAGCUUCAGUUCCCAGUGUCCAGGGUUUUUAUUAGCCGGGGGGGCCGUGUGGGGAGGUCACUUGGGGGGCAGCACAGGAGCCGUGGUGGGGAGCCCUGCCCGGGGGGGACCCCGCCACACAGGGCCUUGCUGUGAGCCACAAG